GCCACCUACGCAGCCUUCGCCGCGCUGCGCGGCGACGCCCGGGUGGUGUCUUGGGGCGAAGCCGAGUCGGGCGGCGACGCGCGAGAGGUGCAGGAUCAGCUCGUGGACGUGCUGCAGAUCGUUUCGACGGGCUAUGCCUUCGCUGCGCUACGCCGUGACGGGCGCGUAGUUACGUGGGGCGCCCACGAUUAUGGAGGCGACAGCAGCAGCUGCAGCGAGCGUUUGGAGAACGUCACGGAGCUGCACGCCAGGCACGGUGCAUUCGCAGCGUUGCGAAAGGAUGGCGAGGCGGUCGUCUGGGGCAAGGCCCAUUAUGGCGGUGACUGCAGCAGCGUCACGGGCCAGUUGACAGACGUUCGAAGGAUCUGCGCUGGAUUCUUCGCCUUCACUGUCAUUAAGGCGAACAGAGAGGUCCUCACCUGGGGCAACGUCGACGUGGAAGCCUGCUGCCCAAAUCAGCUGACGCUCAGCACGGAGCUGCUGGAUCUGCAAGCCUCGCACUCGGCCUUCUGCGCGCUGCUGGUGGAUGGCACGGCUGUGACGUGGGGGGAUGAGCGUUUUGGAGGGAGUGGACCCAGUGGAAAGCUCAGUGGGCUGACAGCCAUCAAAGCGAAUGCUUAUGCCUUUGCUGCCCUCACAGCCACUGCGGAAGUGAUUGCUUGGGGAAACCCCUUCUGCGGGGGGGACUGCAGCGCUGUGCAGGAGCAGCUGCACCAGGUGCAGGAACUCUUCGCAGCUCAGUAUGCCUUCGCAGCCUUGCUGUCCCAUGGAGGUGUUGUGGCCUGGGGCGAUGCGGACAGUGGUGGUGACUGCUCCUGGCUCUCAGCAGAGCUGCAAGAUGUGCAGGAGGUUUGCUCCUCAGCUCAAGCCUUUUGCGCCCGCACGCGACACGGCCAUGUGGUCUGUUGGGGCCGGCGCGAGUUCGGUGGUGACAGCAGCGGCGUGGACGACGAUCUGUGG
Messenger RNA from Cladocopium goreaui, 960 nucleotides. The record is from the annotation of a GenBank genome assembly. NCBI's taxonomy places the organism in Eukaryota, Dinophyceae, Suessiales, Symbiodiniaceae.